Molecule: messenger RNA, 588 nt
Organism: Funneliformis geosporum
Lineage: Eukaryota; Fungi; Glomeromycota; Glomeromycetes; Glomerales; Glomeraceae
Source: the annotation of a GenBank genome assembly
AUGGAAUCAGAAAGAUUCAAUAAUACCCCUCUACGUGUUCCAUUAACUGAUGAAGAAGAAUUUGACCCUCAAUAUAAAAGUACACUCAACAGAAGUAUCCUUUAUUACAAGAUUCAACCUACUGCAUCUACCAAUUCUCAAGGGGAAUCCGCUCAAGAAAAAUCUGAAACAUAUUCUUUGUGUAAUGAACCCGAUCCAUUAUUCGAACCUAAUGGAGCUUACUUGGAACCAGUCGAAUUUUGGUAUAUUAUCAUCAUGAAACAAACCUAUUCUGACACUAGUGCUGGUGAUAAGAUUGAGGUAUACAAAUUCUUGGAGGCUUUGGGAUUAAAAACAUAUACCAGAUGGGAUUAUAAAAAACGUUUUGGUGAAUAUGCUUUGAAAAAACUUUAUCAAACCUGGGAAGCUCAUCAUCGGAACAUUAUACUCAUGGAAUUUACCAGACGUCUUCCAAAUUUAUCUGAGGAAGAAAAAAAUGGAUUAUUUGAUAUAUUCUUCAGUUCUGAGACAUUUGAAACGAAAAUACAUAAUGCACUUUUGGAUGUAUUAGCUGAUCCCAUAAAAGGUUCAGAUCUUAAUAAUUAUUGA